GGUCAGUUUUUGAUUGGUCAAAGCAAGAACCCCUGCAUAUUUUUUUAACGUUUUUAGUUCAGCCCACUCUCUCGGUGUCCGAAAUGGUUUCCCCUCUGCUUGCUACCCUCCCUCACUCUUCCUCACCCCCCUCACCCCUGUGUACGGUGCCCCAGACUGAGUUCAGCCCCUUCGGCUGGAGGCUCGGGUUUAUCUGGCACCAGAGAGAAAGUCAUUCAGGAGCUGCGCGCCGUGAGGUGAAGGAAAGCUCCGUCGCGGACGCCGGGGGGGACUGAGAGAGGACCGGGAGCCGGGGAUUUGACCUUUUCCGCAUAAACUCGGGUUUGUGAGGGCGAGCUGGGAGCUAUGGCGGUGUUCUCUGCUCUUUGGGUGCUCUUACUGUGCCAGCUUUUAACAUCUUCCUCAGCCCAGAGGCCGGGCCCCAGAGGAGCUCCUGGGCCACCAGGACCCGCAGGGCCACCAGGAAGGGAUGGCACUGAUGGCAAAACUGGACCUGCUGGAUUGCCAGGGAAAGCAGGUGCCAAAGGGAAAGCAGGAACAUCAGGGGCACCAGGAAAACCAGGCCUGCCAGGACUUCCAGGGGUGGAUGGUUUGACAGGUUCUGAUGGUCCAGCUGGAAAGGAUGGACCUCCAGGGGAUGCAGGUGAAGCUGGACCUCCUGGGCCUCCUGGACCUCCUGGCAGAGGGAGAUCAGGAGCCGCUGGACUACCUGGAACCAACGGGUUGCCAGGCGGAGUUGGACCCCAGGGUCCACCAGGUCCUGAGGGUCUUCCAGGACUUCCCGGACCUCCUGGCCCUGACGGACCACCAGGUCUUCCUGGUACUCUUCAUGAUCUUAGCGGUGACCUUCUGUGUCCUGCAAUCUGCCCCCCUGGUCCCUCUGGUGCUCCUGGGAUGCCAGGAUUCAAGGGUCACACAGGACACAAAGGAGACAAGGGAGAGCCUGGAAAAGAUGGAGAGAAGGGUGAUGCUGGUCCACCUGGUCCACCAGGUAUUCCUGGGACUGUGGGUCUGCAGGGCCCACGUGGUCUCAGAGGUUUACAAGGCCCAAUGGGAGCUGUAGGAGACAGAGGCCUGCCUGGUUUCAGAGGCAAACCAGGCAUUGCCGGUAUCAUUGGAAAGACAGGUGAUGCUGGAGAAAAAGGACCACAGGGAUUCAAAGGACCCAAAGGAGAAAUUGGUAAAAUUGGUCCCAAAGGCGGUCCUGGGGGAGCAGGACCCAAAGGGGAGCCUGGUAUUCCUGGCAGAGAUGGCAAAGAUGGUACACCAGGUUUAGAUGGUGAGAAGGGUGAUGCUGGACGCCACGGUGUAGUUGGAGAGAAAGGACCAAACGGCCUUCCUGGUCUACAAGGAAAGCCUGGAUCUAAGGGAUCUAAAGGAGAAGUUGGUGAUCCAGGGAAGCCUGGGGAGGCGGGACCCUCUGGAGAGCCAGGUAUUCCUGGUGAGAUUGGUGUCCCUGGGGAGAGGGGGAUAGCAGGACCCAGAGGAGUGGCAGGAGGCAUUGGACCAGUGGGAAACUCUGGGCCUCAGGGAGUGAAAGGCUUCCAGGGGGUAAAAGGAGCCUUGGGGGAUCCAGGUCUUCCAGGUCCCACAGGAAUCCGUGGAGAUUUUGGUGAAAGGGGUCCAGUUGGAGCCCAUGGAGCUAAAGGAGACAUGGGUGUGGCAGGAAGUGAUGGCUUACCAGGAGAGAAUGGAGAGCCUGGUCCUUUUGGCCCAGUUGGACAAAAAGGACAGCCAGGGAAGCGGGGUGAACUGGGACCAAAGGGGGUGACGGGCCCACAAGGAGAGCUCGGGGGAAGAGGGCCCCCAGGAAAACAAGGACCAAUGGGCUUCCAGGGGGAGCAGGGUCUACCUGGAAUUGCAGGAAAGACAGGUGUACCCGGUAAACUGGCAAGUGAGCAGCACAUCAGGGAGCUGUGUGGCUCAAUGAUCAAUGAUCAGAUUGCACAGCUGGCCGCCAACCUUCGGAGACCCUUGUCCCCCGGAAUGGUGGGCCGACCUGGCCCUCCUGGGUCUCCAGGAAAGCCAGGAGUUUCUGGCUCCAUUGGGCAUCCAGGUGCGCGUGGACCACCAGGGUACAGAGGCCUGCCAGGAGAACUUGGAGACCCAGGUCCCAGAGGUGAUGUUGGUGACCAGGGUGAUAAGGGAUCCAUUGGCAAAGCCAUUGAUGGACCUGCUGGAGACCAAGGAUACCAAGGUCUUCCAGGAGUACCUGGAAUUGUCAAAGAUGGGCGUGAUGGAUCUCCAGGAGAUCCAGGUGAGCCUGGAGAGCCAGGCAGGGUAGGUAGGACUGGGCACCAGGGAUCUCCUGGUAUCUGUGAUACAUCAGCCUGCCAGGGAACAUCACCCGCUGGAAAAUCCUCCAACCCCAAAAACCAUUAAACGUGACUUCCUGCAACUUGACGCCAUCCACCCCAUGGAAGAAGGGUGAUAAGUGAGGGAAGGAAGGAGUGAAAGCAUAGAGUGAUCACAAAAAUGUCCUCUUUAUUUAAAUACAUGUAUCACAAGAUGGGAAGAAUAACAACAACAGGGGUGACAUUUUGAGAGGACCAUCCAAGGAUUGACCUGAGCACCAGAGCAACUGAGAGGCAAAAAAAUCAAGAUGACAUCCAGAAAUAAAGUAGAGUGAGGCACGGAAAGAGUUCAAGAGAACAACUACAUUGCUUCCAAAUACUACAGUAUCGCAUUACAAGACUUGACUUGCAAACAACUGGAAAAUGAAAGAUGAGUCCUUUGUGUAUAAAAACGUUGCACAUUUUGUUUCCAUCCCCCCAUUAUCUUUGCUAACAUCCUUCUGGCAGAUGACACUCUAAGAACAACAGUGACUGUCUCUGAGUGAAUGUGCAUGUAUCAUGGCCCAUUAAUGUAAAUCACAGGUGUUACCUCAACAUACAACCUUACAGUGUAAAAUAUGGAAAUGGGUGAAGGAG
Scatophagus argus is the source of this 2930-nucleotide messenger RNA. RefSeq names its product collagen, type IX, alpha 3 (gene col9a3). NCBI's taxonomy places the organism in Eukaryota, Metazoa, Chordata, Actinopteri, Scatophagidae. The record is from RefSeq and is a predicted model, not a curated record. The transcript is spliced from 32 exons. The coding region runs from base 346 to 2382 and encodes 678 amino acids.